This is a messenger RNA of Helicoverpa armigera (cotton bollworm), 1466 nucleotides long. Its product is annotated as prostaglandin reductase 1. Gene Ontology annotation, cellular component: cytoplasm. The transcript has a single exon. Gene Ontology annotation, biological process: prostaglandin metabolic process. NCBI's taxonomy places the organism in Eukaryota, Metazoa, Arthropoda, Insecta, Lepidoptera, Noctuidae. Gene Ontology annotation, molecular function: 2-alkenal reductase [NAD(P)H] activity; 15-oxoprostaglandin 13-reductase [NAD(P)+] activity. The record is from RefSeq and is a predicted model, not a curated record. Bases 42 to 1046 code for a protein of 334 amino acids.
UGGUAAACUCAGUAACUCUCGUAACGCGAAAGGUCUUUACAAUGGUGAAGGCACGUAAAUAUGUCGUCAAGAAAAUCUUCGAAGGUUUACCCAAACUUGAAGACUUCGAAAUUGUCGAAUACGAGUUACCAGUUUUAAAAAAUGGAGAGAUUCUGGUUAAAGUUGAGUGGGUGAGUGUCGACCCAUACAUGCGUGCCUACAAUAUACGAUACCCGGUGCCAUACGACCAGUUCGGCUAUCAAGUCGGUGUAGUGGAAGAAUCGAAGGAUCCUAGAUACCCCGUUGGCACUAGAGUCGUCUCUCACAAAGGUUGGUGUGACUACGUUAUCAUCGAUACAAGUGACCCCGAUCCAGUGGCUGGAGAACUGUACAAAUUACCUGAUUUGAAAGGUUACUCGGAUUCUUUCGGAAUUGGUGCAGUGGGUAUGCCUGGUGCUACCGCAUAUUUUGGAUUUCUAGAACUUUGUCAGCCUAAAGCUGGUGAGACAGUCGUUGUAACCGGCGCUGCUGGAGCGGUCGGCUCGCUGGUCGGACAGAUUGCUAAGAUCAAGGGCUGCAAGGUCAUCGGCUUCGCUGGCUCUGACGAUAAGGUGAAGUGGCUGGAAGAGAUCGGCUUCGACAAGGCGAUCAACUACAAGAAUGCUGACGCUGCGGCUGCCCUGAAGGAAGCUGCUCCCAAUGGCAUUGACUGCUUCUUCGAUAAUGUUGGCGGUGAACUCAGCAGUGAUAUAAUGUAUCAGAUGAACGAAUUCGGCCGAGUAGCAAUUUGUGGCUGCAUUAGUGCUUAUAAUAUAGAUCGCAGUAAAUUGCCCAAAGCUACUAUUGUACAAUUAGCUAUAUUGGGUAAACAACUGAAAGUGGAAGGUUUCCAUUUGUGGCGAUGGAAGAGUAAAAUACCAGAAGCAUAUGAACAGAUGAUCAAGUGGAUCAAAAGUGGAGAGCUGAAGCCGCUUGAGCAGAUUAGUAAAGGUUUCGAAAACGUCUUUGACGCUUUUGUAGGAAUGUUGAAUGGUGAAAAUUUUGGAAAAGCUGUUGUUAAAUUAUAAGAUUUAAAAAUGUUAUUAUAGUAGUAGAUGCUGAUUGUUUCGUCUCUCUGAAUGCCAUGAGGCAGAGUGUAUAUAUCCGAAUUUAAUUACAUUUCAAUACACCCAACUGCAUACGUAUUUUGUAUUACAAUGUUACCCUUUAUUUUUAAGGGGAUCAUUAUCAUUAUGGGUGCACCAAUAUGUGUCCAAAACCUUGCGCAUGACUAGUUAAAUAUAAGAGCAUAACCAGUGAAUACUCUUUUCAAAGCGCCUGAUGUAUUUACUAGAGCAAAGUUUCCACCUGGUAUAAUUAAGGCGUUCAUCAGGUUGUUUAAAAUAAGCACUUUUUAUAUCAAGGUUUUUAGACACUUUUUAGGUUGUGUAUCUCUUACUAGGAAAAGUGUCAAAAAUGUUAGUAAAUAUAUUUAUUUGCAGUAUUUA